CCGGGGCAGUAGUACGUCAGCGCAACUGGCGCUAUAUAGUGUACAUCCGUACGAAUCAACCAAUCAGCUCAUGUGGAGCAACCGCUUAAGCAGCCCAGGCAAUGCCGUGGGGUUCCUCUCACCCCAACCACCCGUUGCCAUGGCAACGCCGCAGCCGUCAUUUGUGAAUGGGCCCAGCUCACGAUACCGACAGGACUUCUAUGAAUUGAAUCGUUUGGGAAAGGGUGCGUAUGGGUCGGUGUUCAGGGUAAUGAACAAACUUGACGGUACGGUGUAUGCGGUCAAGAAGAUCCGAUUGGACGAGUCACAACCGGAUGAGGUAUUCUGA
Molecule: messenger RNA, 328 nt
Organism: Sphaeroforma arctica JP610
Lineage: Eukaryota; Ichthyosporea; Ichthyophonida
Exons: 1
Biological process (GO): protein phosphorylation
Cellular component (GO): cytosol
Molecular function (GO): eukaryotic translation initiation factor 2alpha kinase activity; ATP binding
Source: RefSeq, a predicted model, not a curated record